AUGCACAGCAUUCUGCGCGGCAGGUCGAACGAUGAGUUUCUGCUGCAACUUGCGUUCAGCGCGUCUCACCACCCUAGCUGUGUCCCACGUGACAGCGCGUCUAUUGAUAACGCCAUCUACAAGAGCACAACAAUCAUCAUUAUCAUCAUCAUUAUGCUUCCUACUGGCAUCCCUGUCAUUACUGGUGCGCCCGCCUUCAUUGUCCAGGCAUCCGGCGCCUGCAUUCUUCACAGAGUCAUCCUCCCUAUACUGUGUUCGCUGAUCGCUGACGUCAAGAUCCUUAAGACACCUCAUGCGCUGCGCCAACUCCUCCAGACCGCGUUGGGCGGCCUCGUCAAGGUAAUUUUGCGACAGUGA
Messenger RNA from Trypanosoma grayi, 357 nucleotides. RefSeq lists its product as hypothetical. The transcript has a single exon. Bases 1 to 357 code for a protein of 118 amino acids. The record is from RefSeq and is a predicted model, not a curated record. NCBI's taxonomy places the organism in Eukaryota, Euglenozoa, Kinetoplastea, Trypanosomatida, Trypanosomatidae.